GAUUAGAGUCUGCGACGACCUUUCUUACACAGUGUUAUCUCGUCGUGCUAGUCGACGAGUGUGGUGACGAUCGGAGUCUCUCUGCCACUGCUCCAAUAAAAAGCCCUGUUUUGAGAUGUCAGAGACGGAGACAGAUACAGAGACCGAUGCUACAACAGAAGCAGGGGAGGAGGAAGAGAAAGUCCCGGUUACCUGGGAAGGAGAAUUGAAGGAUGGAUGGAUUCCAGACAAAGUAGGAUUAGCCACCUUUCCCAAUGGCGACACUUAUCAAGGGAAUUAUGAGAAUGGCAAGAAAAAUGGGCAUGGCAAGUACACCUUCGCCAAGGGAGCGGUUUACGAGGGCCAGUAUUCCAACGACCGAAGAAAUGGUCACGGUUUUAUGAAGUAUCCAGAUAAAAGCACCUACUCAGGCGCAUGGUUUAGAGGGCUAAAGCAUGGCCAAGGAGUAUACACCUACGCAAACGGGGAUCGAUAUCAGGGAGACUGGCGGUACGAUCUUAGACAUGGGCAGGGUACUUACUACUUUACUGAAAGUAUGAGCUCGUACGUAGGAACAUGGGAGUUCGGCCACUUCGUCUUGGGAGAAUGGGUGUGGAGAGACGGAAAUAAAUACGAAGGUACAUUCUACAAAGAGAAGCCAAUAGGUCGAGGACGAUACAGGUUCAGGAGCACGAACAACGAGUACAUUGGAAACUUCGAGAGGACAGAGAUUCCUAAAAGCUUGGAUGCCAAUGCACCCGUGGAGGUCAAAUUGGUGUUCAGAGAUGCUCGCUUGCGCUCUCUGCGCGCUUGAGUCUAGCUUCCUGACCACACAUUGUGCGAAUCAGCUCUAAAUAGCUACCUAUUGAAACAUUUGACUUGAACUCGGAAUAAAAAUGUUAAAAAAUUGGACAUAUGAUCCCGUCGCAUGUCAAUUUGCUCUAGCAAGCCCACACAGAAACACUGAAAUCUAUCACAUCCAUACGCCAUACGUCUCUAGUAUCGGAAGGCAAGAAAAUCUCUCUGGGUUGCGAGUUAC
Marchantia polymorpha subsp. ruderalis is the source of this 1018-nucleotide messenger RNA. The record is from the annotation of a GenBank genome assembly. NCBI's taxonomy places the organism in Eukaryota, Viridiplantae, Streptophyta, Marchantiopsida, Marchantiales, Marchantiaceae.